Molecule: messenger RNA, 1581 nt
Organism: Oldenlandia corymbosa var. corymbosa
Lineage: Eukaryota; Viridiplantae; Streptophyta; Magnoliopsida; Gentianales; Rubiaceae
Source: the annotation of a GenBank genome assembly
AUGUUCACUUGGACAUCAACUCAAGCUCUUCAUUUUCCCUUGAUUCCAAAUCCCCAUUUUCACAUAAAUUCAUCUCUGCAAACUCAAUAUCCAAAGACACUUAAACAAACUAAUCAUCUUCAACCACUAUCAACAUCCCCAAUUUCUCUUUCCUCUCCUGCCAUUGCUGAAUCCCCACCAAACCCCACUUCACAAACUCCUUCCCCUGAGUCAUGGAUCAAAGAAUUCCGUUUCCUGGCGCAAUCCAACCGCUUCAAAGAGGCCAUUGCCGUCUAUAUUCAGAUGAAUAUAGCAGGCGUUAUGCCGGACAACUUUAUUUUUCCGGCAGCUUUAAAGGCCGCAACGGGCCUUUGUGACAUGCAUCUUGGCCAACAGUUACAUUGCUCUGUUGUCAAAAUGGGGUACGAUUACUUGUCUGUCACUGUGGCGAAUACUCUAAUACAUUUUUACGGGAGUUGCGGAGAAGUACGUGAAGUCCUCAAGGUGUUUGAAAGGAUGCCCGAACGUGAUCAAGUAUCUUGGAACACCAUGAUCAAUGCUUUGUGCAAAGCUGCAGAGUGGGAAUUGGCACUAGAAGCAUUUAGGUUGAUGGGAUCUGAGGGAACAGAGCCUAGCUCUUUCACAUUGGUUAGUGCUGCGCUGGCUUGCAGUAACUUAGGUGGAAGUCAUGGGUUGAAGCUCGGGAAGCAAAUUCAUGGGUAUAGUUUGAGAAUGGAGGACUGCAAGACUUUCACCCAAAAUGCUUUGAUGGCUAUGUAUGCAAAGCUUGACAGAGUUAGUGAUUCAAAAGCAGUGUUUGAGGUCUUCCCAAAUCGAGACUUGGUUUCUUGGAACACUAUAAUAGCUGCUUUUCAACAAAAUGAUCAAUUUUAUGAGGCUUUAGGGCAUUUGAAACUUAUGAUUACUGAGGGAUUCAAGCCUGAUGCAAUGACAAUAUCUAGCAUCCUUCCAGCUUGUGCCCAUUUGGAGUUGCUUGAUGUUGGGAAGGAAAUCCAUGGUUAUGUUACAAGGGAUCAAGAUUUGGUGGAGAAUUCUUUCGUGGCCAGUGCUUUGAUUGACAUGUAUUGCAAUUGUAAAAGGGUUGAAAGUGGGAGAACUGUAUUUGAUGGUACGAUGGAGAGGAGACUUGGGGUUUGGAAUGCUAUGCUCUCUGGAUAUGCACGAAAUGGACUUUAUAAAAGUGCAUUGGUGCUUUUUUUGGACUUUAUGGAGGUCUCAGGGUUCUUUCCGAACUCAACAACAUUAGCUAGUGUCUUGCCAGCUUGUGUUCACUGUGAAGCAUUUACUGGAAAAGAAGUCUUUCAUGGGUAUAUAAUAAAAUUAGGAUUUUGUGGAGAUAGAUAUGUGCAGAAUGCAUUGAUGGACUUGUAUUCUAGGAUAGGAAACAUCACUGUUGCGAAAUAUAUAUUUUCCAGCAUGGAGAGCAGAGACCUUGUUUCUUGGAACACCAUGAUCACAGGCUAUGCAGUUUGCGGACGCCAUGAAGAUGCUCUAAGGCUCAUAUACAGAAUGCAAGAAAAAAAACUGAAGGAUGACAGUGAGAAAGAUCCAAAUGAUUGGGAAGUGAAACAAACUCUGUAA